This is a messenger RNA of Uncinocarpus reesii 1704, 1593 nucleotides long. RefSeq lists its product as uncharacterized. Bases 1 to 1593 code for a protein of 530 amino acids. The record is from RefSeq and is a predicted model, not a curated record. NCBI's taxonomy places the organism in Eukaryota, Fungi, Ascomycota, Eurotiomycetes, Onygenales, Onygenaceae. The transcript has a single exon.
AUGAGCUCACGCGGCAGACCAGCCAGCCGAUGGUGGGAAUCACAAACAGGUUCUGAGUGCGGUGGAAGCGGCCAAGGUAUGCGCCGUUCAAAGCGGGAAAGUAAAUAUAUGGGCCUUCAUCUGCGCGAGGUUAUGGAGCAAGAUUGCGGUACAUCGCCAGUCGCGGACAAUCCAGCACUGUACACGAACAAUCCAUUCUUGGUUUAUGGACCUAAUGAGUACCCACCGGAGAAAGUGGGCUGGCAUGAACAAUUACCAGCUACUCAGGCGGGCGUCCGUCGGGCAUCGUCAAAUCGCGAAGCCCAAAAGUUAGAUAUAUCCAGGCUUGUCACCCUGCCACCACCGUACCCACGACAUUACCCUGGUGUCAAUAAUAACCAUCCCGACCUCGGAUUCUAUCGAACGACUGUCAGGUCGGUAACCGAGCUGUCUGAAUUGCGAGAAACAUACCAGAAUCAUGAAAUGAAAUUUCAAAAGCUUCGAGAAGAUUAUCAGCGGAGGAUCAAAGAGGAGCGCCAGGACUUCCGUCUUCGUGUGAACCAAGCGAUCGAGGAGGGCACCAUUACGUAUGCAGAAGCCGCUGAAGCGGAAGCAGGCCGGAGAGCCAAAGAAAACGAUCGAGAGAAACAAUUGGCGCAAAAGGAAUUCGAUUCAUAUCAGGAGGAAGUCCUUCGGCCGAUGCAAAGCGUCCUUAAGGAUCGGAUAAAUGUCGUUAGCGCGUGUAUCAACGAACUUCAGGAGAAGCUAUUCGACUCUGCUGAGAAUCAGACCCCGAAUCAGGCACAGGAAGAAGGCGAUGAACGCCCUGAACUGCUCGAGAAGCUAACGCAACUCAAGUGGCUGUUUGAAGCUCGUGAGCAGCUCUAUCGUGAAGAAUACGAUCUGCUCAGCAAGUGCAAUGAGAAGUUCCGGACCGUUGUUACAUUGCCAUAUCAGCAAUCCAAGAACAUCGAGAAGAUAAAGGAAACCGAUAAUUUCUUUAUUCGCGAUGCGCAGACUCGACAGGCUAAUUUCGCAUCAGAGACGCUGAUGCGGUUUGAAAACAUUAUGACUGUCAUUGAAUCGAACGUUAGCAGAGGUGUCGAAACACAGCUUUCAGCGUUUUGGGAUAUUGCUCCAUCCAUUCUCACGGUGCUGCAAAAGAUCCCGGAGGACCUUCGAGGCUUCACAGUGAUGAUACCCCAGAAGGAAUACGAUGAGAAUCCUAGCUAUUACCAAAACCCGCUGCAGUACCUCUACUCGCUCCUUUCACAUGCAGAAAAGGCAACGUAUCAAUUCAUCGAAUCCCAAACCAAUCUCCUCUGCCUCCUGCACGAAGUUCAAUCCGGUCUCACGCAUUCGAGUUGCAAGUCAAUGGAAAUACAACGGAUUAAUUCCGGGGAGCCAGCGGAGGCGGUGAAGGCGGAGAUGCAAGAAUCGCUGUCAGAGGAAGAAAGAGUCCUCACAGCCGAUCUGAAAGAUAAAGUGGGCAUGGUUGAAGAUCAAUGGCGAGAAGCCUUGGGGUCGCAGUUGCAGAGUGUGAAGCAGCGAGUCCAACAGCGACUCAUGGAAGAGGGAGGAUGGGAUGAAGUUUUGCAAAUGGAGCAGACAUAA